GUAAACAGUUCGGCGCAGAGUUUCGGAAUACAGAAAAAAAAGCAGAGAAAAUACUUCGACAAAAAGUGUAAAUUUGCCUUUGGCCAUUGAAAACGAAAGCCAAGUGCUGCGCGUCUAAUUAAAGCAAACUAACCAAGCCACUUAAAUUAAAAGUAGCUGUGACACAGUUAGUGGCAAGUUUUCAGUUUGCAACUGCAUUUGGUGACUGCGCAGAGUGUGAAAAUCGAUUAUUUGGUGCUGCGACUGCUGCAGGUGCAACAGCCCCAAAAAAGCGCACGAAGGUCGCAGGUCGAGAGAUUUUUUGCAGCGCCCAUAGACAGUUGAAAACCACUACAACGGAGCCAUUAAUUAAACAGGAUUUGUUGUUAGGCGCAGUCCGAGACGCCGCUAACAGUAAGACGAGCACAUUGACGGCCAAAAAGACAACGCCACAUCGAUAGUGCUGAAGAGCCGACAAAUGGCUUACCUAAUUAACAUACUCAAGUUCAAUGUGAAGUACUUAAAGAAUCAAUAACUUGACUAUUGUCACACAGCAGCAUUCAGCAUUCACUUCAGUUGUUCAUCACGCAGUCAAUUCAAAUAUUACGCAUACGCCUCACGCCGCACGCCUCGACUAUUGCUAUUUAAAUACUAUUGCUGUCUCUGUCGCGCCGAGUCGUUGUUGCAACCCCCUCAAACCCCCCUCACUGUGCAUACCAUGGAAAAGUCUGAGAAAUUUUCAGAUUACCUCUUUGCCAAAAUGGGACCGCCGAAUGUUACGGCCGCCGUGCACGGCACGGAGCUGCCGCCCAAGACAACGGAGCGCAGCGAAGCGCCCGUCGAGCUAACCGGCUACUGGAAGUGGCUGAGGGACAAUCUAAUGCUCUUGGUAACGCUCUCGGGCGUCUUGCUGGGCGUUAUUCUAGGCCUCUCGUUGCGUGGGCUACAUCUCAACAGCGACUCCAUCAUGCUCAUCUCGUACCCUGGCGAACUGUUUAUGCGUGUGCUUAAGCUUAUGAUUCUGCCGCUGGUCAUCUCCAGUCUGAUUGCCGGCUCCGCCAGUCUCAAUGCCAAGAUGAAUGGCAAGAUUGCUCUGCGUACUCUCGUCUAUUUUGCUAGCACAUCGUUCUUUAAUGCCGCUCUUGGCAUUGCUCUUGUUGUGCUUAUACAUCCUGGUAAUCCGGAUUUGCAUACUGCCGACGACAGUGCCGGCGAGGAGAAGCGAGCAGUCAAGCUGCUGGAUAGCCUUUUGGAUUUGGGCAGAAACAUAUUUCCGGACAAUCUAUUCCAAGCAUCGAUCCAACAAGCGCACACCGUCUAUCUGCCCAAGCCGAAUCUGCUGCAGAGCAUCAAUGAAACGCUCAAUGAGACGACCGCCGUGGUGCGGGAUGUUCAAUAUCGGAAUGGCACAAAUACGCUGGGCAUAGUGUUUUUCUGCCUGGUAUUUGGCACAGUGCUGGGCACGAUCGGUCAGAAGGGACAGGUGGUGAUUGACUUCUUUGCGGCCGUCUUUGAGGUUAUUAUGAAAAUGGUAACCAGUGUGAUGUGGCUAACCCCAUUGGGCAUCAGUUCGGUCAUUGCGGGCAAGAUACUGAGUGUAGAUGAUCUGGGGCUGGUGAUGGCGCAGCUAAUAUGGUUUAUCAUCACGGUGUCGAUCGGUGUGUUCAUCUAUCAGUUCGUGGUGAUGCAGGCGAUCUACUUUGUGUUCGUGCGUCGCAAUCCCUUCAAGUUCUACGCGGCCCUCAUACAGGCCAUGCUAACUGCAUUUGCCACUGCAUCAACCGCCGCCGCCUUGCCCAUCACAUUCCGUUGCAUGAACGAGAAGCUGCGUGUCGAUCCCCGAAUCACACGUUUUGUCCUACCCAUUGGCUGCAACAUCAACAUGGAUGGCACUGCACUCUAUCUGGCCGUCGCCUCCAUCUUUAUAGCCCAGAUGAGCGGCAUGGUCUUGGGCAGCGGUGAGCUGCUAACGGUGCUCCUAACCUCCACCUGCGCCUCCAUGAGCUCGGCCAGCGUCCCCAGCGCUGCCUUGGUGCUGCUCCUCGUUGUGCUCACCGCCAUCGAUGCUCCCGUACAGGAUGUUACGCUGCUCUUUGCUGUCGAUUGGUUUGUCGAUCGGGUGCGCACCACCAACAACAUGCUGGGCGAUUGCUAUGCAGCUGCCGUCGUCGAGGAGCUCUCACGCAAGGAACUCAUGGCUCUGGAUGCAGCUGCUGUUAACUAUCAGGAUAUGCCAGCUGGCACGCCCAACGGACAUCAUGGUGGACUCUUGGAGGGGCAAACCGAGCUCGCAUCCUCCGGCAAGUGCUCGCUCUCCGAUGCUGUUGUCGUCGAUAUGAGUGCCGUGAUGAACAAUGUGAACUUGCAGCAGGAGCAAAACAAUCGACGCGUUUAAGCUGUUUGCGUUUUAAGUAAGAAUAUCUGGCAGUAAACCACCCGUCGAGUAGCCAUAGACACCAUAGACCAGAGGCCACAGUGUUCCCUUAAAAAACCUCAAGAACUUUUGCUAGAAGUGUUUUCUAUUAUUUUGUCAGCAAAUCAAAUACAAUUGAGAGACUGUCGUAUAAGAAUCUUAAUCAGUUGAUAUAAACCCACCCGAGAUGCAUCUGAGUUUAGUAAGCAGCGACUAAAUAUUAAACAUGGCAAUAUAUACAAUGCAGUAGAUGAAUAUUAAUCUGAGAAUUUAAUCACAGUAGUAGAUAUAUAGUACACACACAGACACACACACACACACACACACACUUAUACACUUUUAAAGUUAUUAACGAGAACAAGAUUUUUGUGAUGCGUUUUAAACAAUUGCAUAAUCAUCUAUGGGUAUUAUUUUGUAAGUGAAACAAACUUGUUUGUGAUGGAAUCAUUUCUAUGAAAAGUUAGCUUAAACUAUAGUUAUCAUUUAAACUAUUUUCUUAAGAUUUUAAAUGUGUUGUUUGUUUACUAUUUUUGUUUUUUUUUUAAUAACAAGUGCAAUAGCAAGUGCACACUGGUUGUAAAGAAAGCUUUUGUUUCAAAUAUGAUUUCUUUGUUAGACUCACAUAUGAAUAACCCCACGCAUACGUAGACUGAUAGUAGCUGUAGUCUGAUAUAUACGAGAUAUUAUACCAAAACCAAACUUAUAUCAAAAAUAUGAAUAUCAACAUUCGAUUUGUAAACACAAUAAAGAAAAAGAUUGAAUU
Molecule: messenger RNA, 3155 nt
Organism: Drosophila busckii
Lineage: Eukaryota; Metazoa; Arthropoda; Insecta; Diptera; Drosophilidae
Gene: Eaat2
Product: excitatory amino acid transporter
Exons: 6
Coding region: 698-2374 (558 amino acids)
Biological process (GO): L-glutamate transmembrane transport
Cellular component (GO): plasma membrane
Molecular function (GO): glutamate:sodium symporter activity; L-glutamate transmembrane transporter activity; neutral L-amino acid transmembrane transporter activity
Source: RefSeq, a predicted model, not a curated record